Molecule: messenger RNA, 757 nt
Organism: Oppia nitens
Lineage: Eukaryota; Metazoa; Arthropoda; Arachnida; Sarcoptiformes; Oppiidae
Exons: 9
Coding region: 47-757 (236 amino acids)
Source: RefSeq, a predicted model, not a curated record
AAACAUCAAUUGUUAUCGAUUGAAAAUAAGCUGUAAAACUGACAAAAUGAAAGACGGACGUACUGGUGAUGAUCACUGUAGUCCUGAUAUUACUCAAUACUCUAUAGGAUGUGAUGAUUCAACUGAUAUAUUAAAAUGUAAAUGUGAUUCUCCCUAUACAUGGAAUUAUGAUAAAGAAAUUUGUGAUUACAAAAUAAGCUGCAAAACUGAUUUAAUGAAAGACGGCAAAACAGGUGACGAACACUGUAAGCCUGAAUAUACUAAAUAUUCCAUAGGAUGUGAUGAUUCAACCGGUCUAUUGAAAUGCAAAUGUGAUUCUCCCUAUACAUGGGAUUACGAUAAAGAAAUUUGCGCUUACAAAAUAAGUUGUAAAAUUAACAAAAUGAAAGACGGCAAAACAGGUGACGAACACUGUAUGCCUGAAAUCACCAAAUAUUCCAUAGGAUGUGAUGAUUCAACCGGUGUUUUGAAAUGCAAAUGUGAUUCACCCUAUAGUUGGGAUUACGAUCAAGAAAUUUGUAAAUAUUUGGACAAUAAAUGUGAUACAACAUUAAUGAAAGAUGGAAAAACAGGUUCAGAUCAUUGUAAAGAUACGGUUACACCACAUUCAACAGGUUGUGAUGAUACGGGAGGUAUAGUUAAAUGUAUAUGUGAUUCAACCACACAAUGGGAUAGUUAUAGUCAAACUUGUAAAGAUACACUAAAACAAUGCGAUACACAGAAAAUGAAAGUAAAUAAAUUUAUUUUAUAUUUUUAA